Aplysia californica (California sea hare) is the source of this 1477-nucleotide messenger RNA. RefSeq names its product metalloprotease mig-17. The record is from RefSeq and is a predicted model, not a curated record. Gene Ontology annotation, molecular function: metalloendopeptidase activity. Lineage: Eukaryota; Metazoa; Mollusca; Gastropoda; Aplysiida; Aplysiidae. Gene Ontology annotation, biological process: proteolysis.
ACGCUGUUUAUGGGAUCCUCUAACACAGAAGUACAACGCCCAUAGCAGCUUAACAAGUUUUAGAUACGUUUAAAGUAGCUGUCAAUGAAAUGAGAAACAGUAUACUUGUUCCAUCAACAAGACAGACAACAGAGAAACACGCUUCUAAGAGACGCAAACAGAACAACACCAACGAAAUUGCUGCAAAGCAGGCCUGUGAACGCUCGCUAUGAUACUCUACUCAAUUUGAACUUAAAGAUCAGCAAAAGGAAAGUCUCCAUCUUGACCAACGAAGACGUUUUUGCGUCCUCCAUCAUCCAGAGUAAUACUUAUGUCUCCACAAAGGAUGCUCUAAAUUCAUUUGAUUCGUGGCUGGAAACAGAAGGCUCCCUCAGUACACUGAACUACGACCUGGCACUGCUUUGGACAGGAUAUGAUCUUUUCAGCACAGGGACUGAGACUGCAGGAUUCGCCUAUGUCGGAACAGUUUGUAACGGCGUGCAGGCCAUCUCAGUGGUAGAAUAUGACGGCACCUACUCCACGGUCAUCAACACUGCGCACGAGAUCGCUCACAAUCUCGGAGCUUCCCAUGACAGUGGGUCUACUGGAUACAUCAUGGCACCCUCCUCAUCACCGUCUUCAAACAACCGCUGGUCGUUCUCGUUGUGUUCUUCCAGUGACAUCACUGGGGUGAUUACGCAAAUAACAACAGAAAUUUUUAUGACAAUGCCGCACCCAAAGGAGACAAUGUGUGCAAGUCCUUCUAUUGCUACCUUAGUGGAAACACGUGUGGUACCGUCAUGUCUACUGAUGGUAUGGUUUGUGGUUCUGGCAAGACAUGUAAAGAGGGAACGUGUCAGGACGACCCUGCUUCCACAACCAGCGACUUGAAUGAUAACUGCCUGUACGGAGACCAAAGGCGGGUCACAUUUGGUGGGAGCUCACAAACUUGUAGCCAGUUCCUUGACAGUACUUACGAUCAUUACUGCCAAUCCUCAGAAACAGUCCGUCAACUUUGCUGUGGGACCUGCACAGAACGAUACUCAGGAAAACCUGAUUGCCCUUACGGAGACAAGUCGAUGAGCUGUGCUCUUUACUCAGCUAACGAAAUCUGUGGGCACGCACCAAAUGCCGCAAUCUGUUGCAAGACCUGCCAAGGUUACAGCGGACGUAAACGCCGGUCAGCAAAUCUCAUGACACCAGUCAUACUCAGUGCAGAUGCCCCACCUGUACAAGAUGGAGCCAAUAAAAAGUCACAGGAAGAUCAGGAAAACGAGAAAAAAAUACUAUCCCACGUGCCCCAAGCAAUGGCUUGAUAAUGUUCAUAUCAGAACAUUGAACACACUUCUUUAGGACCUAUUUCAGGUUCAGUUAUAAACUGACAGCUUGUCCAUCCUCUUUGUAACAAGAAUACUUCUUUGUAAAAGAAGAUAAAGGUGAGGAGACCAAAAAAUACCACUGGAAAAGAAAAAUAAAGAAGCAAUAAUGCAUACAUUAG